CAUCUACAUUUGCUCAGUUGGGCAUGUAUAUACAGCUACUCCUCAGCCCGAGUUCAAUGUCAGCGAUAUCCUUCUCAUCAGUUUCUGAUUACACUCGUUUGCUUCCAAUCACUUGCUUAUUGCUCUUCCCCUGAACACUCAUUGAUCACCAUGAAGUCCAAGAGUAUCAUGGCCGCUUCAACAGUGAUGGAGCUUGCUCUUGCCCAAGCUUCUGCUGAUCCUCUUUGCUCUACCAUCAUCAAUCUUCAGCCUAUUGAAUAUCGAUUCCAGCAGCCUGUUCUCAUCGACUCCUACUUCCCUGCCAACACUGACAUUGUCCUCGAUGAUGGCCACGUUGUACAUGUCACCAAUGCUCCAACCUCUUUGAGCACUGUUCUGACGGAUGUCUCGACAAGCUCGACUACACUGACCAGUGCUUCCAACGGCAACGGCAAUCCGCCAGACGGAGGCUAUCUCACCUUCACCGUUCCUGCGAACCCUGAUGAUAUUGGCAAUCAUCCUGUCACCAAGACAUAUCCCCCAACUGAGCCCGGCCAGCCGGGCAUUGUGGUCAUUCAGGUUCCAACAUCUCCUCCUGGAGCUGAUGGCAUCCCUACCUCUUCUGUCCCAUACGUGACGGUCACUACCACUGGAGACUUCCCUUCUCUUACCGGCCCUGUCACGACUACUAUCACUCCUGAUGAGCCAGGAGCAACCGGUAGUGUUAUUAUUGAGAUCCCCAACACCAAGAUUGCUUCUCCCUCAGCACCUUAUGUUACCGUCACUACUCCAGGAAGCCUUGCCCCAACUGACGCCCCUCGCACAAGCACUAUUCCUCCCAGUAACCCUACGGAUCCUGGCACGGUUAUUGUUGUGGUUCCAAGCUCCCAGGCUUCAUCUGUUUCCUCGAUCCCAUUUGUUACUGUUACCACCACUGGUAGUACCCUCAACCCAACGGAUGAUCCCAUCACGUCGACUAUUUCCCCAUCUGGGUCAACAGGUUCCGGCACUGUCAUAGUGGAGGUUCCGCCUUCCAGUUCCCCUAGCGGCUCUGGCGCAUCCUCCUCCCCUGUCUCUUUCGUUACCCGCACUGUUACUGGAGACGAUGGUAAUGGUGAGCCCUCUACGACUACUAUCACCCCCACCGCAAGCUCUGGUCCCGGGACCGUUAUUGUUGAAGUCCCGCCCCCCACCAACAGCCCCUCGGCUACAUCACCUGGAAGCAGCAGGCCUGGAGGUCCUGAUUCCUCUGGAACUAGCAGCUCUGCUAGUCAGGGGCCUAGCGAUAGCGCCGCUCCAUCUAGUAGCACUGGCGAUGCUGGACCAUCCUCAUCUGUGCCGGAGUAUUCUAGUCGCAGUCGAGCGACUACAGAUGAUGCUGCUUCGAGCACUUCCGCCAGCGCACCUGCAAGUAGUUCAGCUGCAUCAUCAAUCACGCAGUCUGAGACACCAUCCAGUGCUGGCGCAGAGACGAGCACCCCUGCCACUUCUCCUGCUUCAUCUUCUGCCCCUUCAACGAGCGAUGCAGAUACCAGCUCUCCUGUCAACCCUACCACCUCCAGCCCUGCUUCGUCAGCAGCUACCUCUGCCCCUGGUUCUUCCACAGAGUCCGCUCCUAGCUCAUCCACCAGUGCAGCGGCCGCGAACUUUGAUCCUUGCCCCGACAGUCUCUAUGGAAACCCUCAGUGUUGUUCCGUCGACGUUCUUGGGGUUGCAGACGUUGAAUGCGAUUCACCCACCGAGUCUCCUACCGAUGCCGAUAACUUCCAAGCCAUCUGCGCAGCUAGUGGUCAGCGAGCUCGAUGCUGUGUCCUCCCUGUGCUUGGCCAAGCUCUUGUUUGUUUGACUCCAGUUGGCGUAUCGAACUAAACUCAGCUUUAUAUUUUCUUUUGGGAGAAGAUCUGGACUUGUGGUAAUGGGAGAACUGUAAGAUGAUAUUCUGGAGGGACUGGGCUGGUGGCUUACGAGAGGCUUUUUGGAAGCCAUGCUUGGAAUGGACACAGACCUCGCAAUAUGGAAUGUUUUCUAUGCUCUAAGUGUGCUUUUUUGACUUAUACAGUAAUUGUAAUACGGAGAGCCGACCUCGUUCUUCAACUCUGAAUGGCUCUGAGCAUUUUCGUUUCCUCAUGAAACAUUUUUCAAGGUACC
Molecule: messenger RNA, 2127 nt
Organism: Fusarium odoratissimum NRRL 54006
Lineage: Eukaryota; Fungi; Ascomycota; Sordariomycetes; Hypocreales; Nectriaceae
Exons: 4
Coding region: 151-1848 (565 amino acids)
Cellular component (GO): extracellular region
Source: RefSeq, a predicted model, not a curated record